Molecule: messenger RNA, 41109 nt
Organism: Podarcis lilfordi (Lilford's wall lizard)
Lineage: Eukaryota; Metazoa; Chordata; Lepidosauria; Squamata; Lacertidae
Source: the annotation of a GenBank genome assembly
AUGUACAUACUACAGAAAACAAUGAGGGUAAGAAAAAACAAUUCCCCAUUCUUCCUUUAUUUUUCUUUUACGGAAUUUCCUGGGAAUGUUUUGUUUUGUUGUUCUAAUACUUCUUUCCCCCUCCUCCCGAAAGAGCAGUAAACGACAUUCGGGACUCAGUCCCCCCAGGUGAAGCUUUGGCUUCUCUGCUAAACUGGAGUCGUGUCGCAUGCACUACAGCCAAGGUUUAAAAGUAGUGCGUAUGUGGAUAUUGUUAAAUGGCUUUGCUGUGUUGUGGGGAAAAGAACGGCUCCCACGUUAAAAGAACUGGAGGGGUGUCUCUUUUUCUCUUUAUGGGAUCCUGUCAAAGUGCAUUUUUGCUUACAGAUCCAAAAUGCACAUUGCGGUUUGGUUUCGCGUUUGGCUGCUGUUGUAUAAAUGUAAUUGGGCCAGCUUCAGAGCACUUGUGCUCCAGAGACUGCUGGCGAAAGUACAGUAUGCGUUUUACAUUGUUUUAUCUAGAAAUAAGGAAUUCUUUGAGCUCUAUUCCAGUGUUUACUGACAGACAUAACAAGAGUAGGUGACUUUUAGCCUCGGCAUGGGCGAACAUAAAGAUCUUAAACAUCCCAGCUCCGCAUUCUUAACAUGCCAAAGCAAAUAUAUUAUUUCCCUCUCUUUCUCCCCUCCCCUCCUUUCUUCUCUCUCUCUCUCAGUUAGCUUUUAACUUGUUUGGUUAUUGCUCUCUUUUCUUGGAGUGGAACUAGAUGUUGCUAGACGCACUACUUUGUGUAUAUUUUGUACUCUUCAUGGCAACCUAUAGCAUUCUACAAUGCACAAUGUGAUGUCAUCACCCGUUUCAUUUUUCUGACACCACGAUCAAUGAUAAGAGAGGGAACACAUGGCAGAAUGUUAUGUUAUUUUAGAUUUUUGUGUUCCUUGGGGCACGGAGAGGUUUUGCUUUUCGCUUGUAUUAUUCGAUAAUAUACCACAUAAGGGAAACAUGUCAUGCAACUACAAGUCUCAAAACCAUUGAAUCCAUUGUCUUGGUAGUCAAUGUGGUACAGGGGGGUGGCAUUUCCCUGGGCUGGGAAAAUCCAGGUUCAAACAUCUAUUCAGUCAUGUUUUUGGGGUAGCCUUCAGUAAGUCCCUGUUAUGCCAACCUCAGAAGGUCAUUGUGAAAAGAAAAUGGGGUGUUUUAAAGGAAAUCCACAGGCAAGCAACUUAUUUGAGAUAAGCCAGUCCUCUCUAGAGAUGUGAAGGCGCUGUCAAAAAGACAAGAAAAGAAUCAGGGAAAAACCCCAAUUUCAUUCUUUCCCUCCCCUUAAGACUUCUUCCUGGUUUUUCCAGUGGGGGAAAUGGAAGUAGGUUUUGUUGCCACAGAAUAUCUAAGGGUGUAAAGAAAUGGAUCCUGGGUAGGUUUAGCUGAAAUGCAAUGUACAGUCACCAUUUGUUUGCAUUGACCCCCCCCCCCCCCAGGUGUGCAUAUGUUCCCUCUAGCUGUACAUUCUGGGGGUGGUGGGUGAGGAACAGGAGCAGAAUGCCUGCUAUCAUUGCUUCUUAAACUCUGCAUGUUCAGGGUGAGUGUGAAAGUGGCCUCCUUGCCCAGAGCCAAAUACACAUGGGGCUCCUUCACAAAAUUCCCAAUUGCCCCACAAACCAAGCUGUACACAUGUACAGCAGUUUGCACACAUUCUGCUUUUACAUUCAUUCUAAACAUGUGGGUGCCAGGGAGCAUGGGUAGUGUGUGCACCAAUACUAGCAAAGUUGCCAGCAGGUGCAAGCCUCUACCCAAGUUUAUUCAUCAUGUGAGGAGGGGGUUGUUUAGUGUAGAUGUGCUAACAUGUCAUUUCAUGGAUUUGGAACAUCGUCAUGCGUGGCCAAGGAUUCUACUCUUCAUAUUCAAAUCUAGGUGCCUAAGAACACAAGAGUAGUCCUUCUGGAUCAGGCCAAAGGUUCGUUUUGUCCAGCAUUUUGUUUACAUCAACAGCUGGCCAGAUGAUGAGAAAGGGCAUGAAGGCAACAGCCCUCCCAUGUUGUCCGCCCUCCACAUCUGGUGUUCAGAGGUCUACUGCCUCUUAACAUGGUAACUUUCAACUAUCACAGCUGAGAGUUGUUGAUACACCUGUCUUCCUCAACUGAUAAGAAAUAAGAACUACACAACUUUUAUAAGACAUCUGAAGGCAGCGCUGUAUUGGGAAGUUUUUAAUGUUUGACAUUUUAUUAUUAUUUUUUAUGUGUUGGAAGCUGUCCAGAGUGGCUGGUGUAUAAAUAAUAACAUUUGCAUUAUUAUCAGGAUUGUAUCCUAAAUGGGGCCACUGAUGAACAAGAGGGAGGGAGCAGCAGGCUUGGAAGCAAACCCAAGGUUUGCAAAAGUACAAAAAGAUUUCCCUAGGGGGAAAUCUUAAAAGGAAAACCCCACCACUACCAAAACCAUCUAGUUAGUACUGUCCAUAGUCAGUGGCCUCAGGAUGCUGAAUGUCCAUUGGUGGAAUGGCAACUGGGAGCAGUAUGGAAUGGUGUUCCUGGAAGAGGGCUUGGCUGGCAGACUCUAACCUUGAAAAGAAGUGCACUACAUGACAACAUUUUGUUGCAGGCCCCACUGGUCUAAGCAGAUGGCCAUCCCUGCAUCUUGUUGCUGUGAAUCUUAUGUUAAUUAUUCACUUUGUGAAGGAAUACCUCCUUUUGCCUGUGUUAACCCUGCCAAUGAAUCAAUUUCAUUGCCUGACCCUGCGUUUUAAUACUAUGAAAGAAGCAUGUUCCCUCCUAUUCCAUAAUCUGCAGUUUGGGCAUGCAUCUAGAUGAAAUAGCCUGACAGUGCACACUGUACAUGAGUAGCUCAUUAAAAACCACUGCCAUAUCCCUUAAAAGGAAGGAGUAAACUCACAGGCAACUCGCAUAAUAAACAGAGUCGAGCUGCCUUCCACGUCCCUCCCUCCCUCCCAAAGAAACAUCCCAUUUGUCAAGCUGUCAUGUGAGCCUACAAGGAUGCCUUGUGACUAAAUUUGUGAAAUACCACAGAACAUUACCAAGAAAGCACUUGUGCAUAGAAUUGCUGUGUCUCAUUUCUCAAUUGUAUGUCAAUUAGAUGCUGUACAUUUUGUCUCUCGUCCCCAUUCACAUGAGUCACUUCAAACAUUUAAAUGACAAACACUGGCCUGAACUGUGGGAGGGAUAUGCUGCUGUUUACUAUUAGGGACAUUCCGCCUUCUAAGUCGUAAACAGCUGUGCAGGAUUCUGUCCUAGCAUAUGAGCUGGCAGGAGUUUUCUUCUUUCUUGGUGUCAGGGUGAUGUUGGAAUUAACUUAGACAAGUCCCCAACUGGCUUGCUAAAUAUUGCUUUUUUGGGGGGGGGGGAGGGGGAAAGCUUCCUUAAAAGGGAACAUAAUGUUUGGCUGAUGCUUUAUAUAGCAGAGCUGGCUCACACUGAAUUAAUGUCCCAUAUGAAAUUUAAUGUUGCUCCCCCAGCUCACAUCAUGUUGUGGUACUGCCUCCUCAAGGUUGUCCCAAAAGUAGUUCCAUCCCCCUCUUUUUUAUAUAAGUAAAUUGUAUGAAGGGAAGGACCUGAAAUGGGAGCAGUUAUGAGAGUUGCAAUACCUUUGUUCUAGCCCCCAUUGUCCUAAGAGGUGUGAGGCAUUUGUGUUACACCAUUCAGGGUUUGUUUUGGGUUUCACAGUAGCCCCCUAGAUUUGGAUAAGCCAGGCAGCUGCAUGUCCUUCAUAUUGUGUUGAGCUGCCAGGAAUGCGGGGAGUGGAAGAGGGUUAACAGUAGAAAGCAACAAUUAUUUUAGUGUUAGUAUUAAUGAUGAAGUGAGGUUGACUCAUCACCUUGGACCUUGCAAUGAACAUCCAUGAGUUUUCAUCAGGUAGUGGGAGAUUCAUGAACUGUUUGCUUGCAUAUGCAUCAAAGGGCAGUAAGGAGUCAUGCAUGCCCAUUACAAAGUUUGCUGAAGCUCCAUGGCUGGUGGAAUUUUUCAUGUGCCAUAUAGACAUUACAUAUGCAUGGUAGAAUUCUGAGUGAUGGCAUACAGGAGCUCUAGCAGUACUUAACAGUGAUGUAUUAUAACUUAGUUAAUGAAUCCCCAAAUAUUGCAGGAUAUCUACAUUUUAGUGCAAUUAAGGGAGACUUUGUGGUUUAUGAUGUGCCUGGCAGUGACUGGUUUAGUUGCUCUAAUGUCACAGAAAGCAGAAAUGUCUCUGACUGCCAUUGGCUCAGCAGCUCAGAGCUCAGAAACAAGCAUGGCAGGCAGCAGGAAAGGCGAUAUAGAAGAAACGGGGGGUUUGGAAAGGAAAGGUCCUGAGAAAGCAGUGCCAAUCCAUCAAAGAAAGUAGGGUCCAGAGAAUGGAGGGAAAGCAAAGGCUGGGGCAUGGGAGGGGGGGAGAGACUGCAAAGAAAAGAAAACUGAGAUGGCAAAAUUGCUCAUGACCAGGAAAUGCAAAGGUGAAGAAUUGCAAAUUAACUAGCAAUAAAGAGCCCUAUCUUUGGCUAUAGGCAUCGAGUAUUCACAUAUUUCAGGAAACUAAUUUUCUACUAGAUCUCUUGCUCGUGGCAAUAAUACAGUCUCGUAGACAUGAUACCAUACAUACUAGCCAUGAAAUGUUUACAAAGCCAUCCCAAUAUCCAUGGCACGAAGGAAGCAGAGCAAUGUCACCUGAGCCACUAUUGAGGAUUUCUCUUAGCAGCUACUCCUGAUAUAGCUUAGCAACCUUGAAAAUUCAGGCUAGUAAACACGAGAUACUGAGAAAGCAUAUGGAGGGCUGAUGCAUAAUCACUCUGACAUUCACGUUUCAUGAUCUAAGCACACCAUGGCAACCUGAUUGUUUUCGCCUCCCAUGUAAAUUUGCUUUGCAGCCACACAUAUUUGUAGUUGUUGACUAUCGCAUACUUCAGUCUGAUAGCUAGGAGAAGAGCUGGAUGUGGGGGAGCUCUGAUCUCUGCCAAUAACCGAGGAUAGCAGGUAUACUAUUUUUCCCUGAAGCAAGACAGAAACACAAGACUCUGUCUGGUUGUGUUUGCACUCACCAGUAUGUUGCUAAGCCAAGCAGGCAGUCUGUUUCUGUCCCAGGAUAAGACCUGGUUCCUGCCACCUCCCUCUGACCAUGCUUAAAGAAAGCUGCCAGACUCAGAGACUCGGUUUAACCAACUGCUCCCUUUCCCAACUGUCCCUAUAGCCCACACACCUCUGAAAGCAUCACCCCAGCAACGCGUUCUUCAGUGUUCCAGAAGCCAACUGCCUUCCCAGAUUGCCUGCUCUUUGGCAGAUGUUGUGUCAGCAGACACAUCUUCAGACACUUCUAGAAGUGUUUGUGUAUGAGAGGGCAGGGCAAAUGAGAUGAACUGCUGUCAAGAUCUAAACCAGAUCAAGCAGAACAGCCAUGCUUGAAUCGGUUUUCUGCUAAGUAGCCAUCUAAACGGGUCAGGCAGAAUUGCUUUGUUUCACCUUGGGAAGCUCCUCCUGUCAUGUGGAUAUUUCCUGCCCUGUCAAGACCCAUUGAAGAGACUUCACUACACAUGCCCUAUCCUUGGGAUGCUUGAACAUCAAUGGACUUGGAAGAGCAGUGUCAUUUCUCUUGAGAAUUCUCCCCCCAAGUGAGGCACACUGUUUGAAGUCUUUACUUACAAGGCUUAAACCCAGGAGUGAGGAGCUUCCAGAUUUGCUGGACGAAGAGCCCACCAACCAUGACCACUGAUCACUUGGGCUGAGGCUAUUGAGGAUUAAGUUGAACAACCCUUGGAAGGGUACAGGUCCCCAGCUCCUGUUGUAAGGCAACUCACUUCCACCAUGUGUUCAGUUUGUGGGUUUUUCAUUGGAAUGUUUUAAUUGUGAAUCUUAAGCUUCUCUUUUAAUAGUUACUUGUUUUCAUAAGAAUCCUUAUGAACAAUUUUUAAGACUGAUUGUUUGGUUUACUCCUUUGUAAGAAUGUGUCCUCGAGGUUGUCUUCAAACACUCUUAUUGUGAGACACAAAUGUCAUCCUGCUAGCCAGUGCACAAUGUAGACCUAUCAAUGCGUAUUUAAUUUAACAACAAAGCCAGACAAAAGGCUUCGUGCACACUUGGGCAUGUUGGGACUGCAAAUUCCUCUUCCAAAGUUCAUGCUAUGUUAUGUGCAGUACAAAAAAGCAGUCUGACCCUAUGAAGAGUUGGCCAGAGGUCUAAGCCGAAUAAUUGUAGUGGACUUAAGCAUGCCUAAUGUUGCACAGGAUCAGGCUAAUAUUUAUUCAAAACAUGGGAAAGCACCAAUGAGACAUAUGAAAAAGCCGCUGUAUAUGGCUCACAUCGCUUCCAUUUUCUCCCUCCACUUUUGCAGGAAACUAUGCCCCAGACACCAAUAUUUUCCAGCAUGCUUGGUUCCGGAUGUAGUGGGCAGGUGCAGCCAGAUACAGGAGAGAGGAGUGGAGAUCCUGUUUAUCAAGAUGGGAGUCUCAUCUCUGGAUCACUAGAGGCCCUGAUUGAGCGCCUAGUACCCACCACAGACUAUUAUCCAGAUGUAAGUAAACGGUUGGAGUUUUCCUUAUUUUUUGUCACCGUUUUCAUGGCCUGGGGACUUGAGGGUAUGCAGAGCUGCUGGAGGAGAACUCAGUUCAUCCUUGGUGUUUAUAAGUUUAUAACACUUUCCUAGGAUUUUUAGUUAGCAAUUGGUUGGUUGGUUGGUUGGUUGGUUGGUUGAAGCAGCUUUUCCCAUGGAAACAUGAUGAGCGUAUUUGCACAAUACAGUUAAAUUUCUUAAAAAGUUAUUUUCUCUCCCUAAGGAGCUUUGUGAUCUGUAGUUUGGGGGGAGGGGGGAGGGGGGAAUCUCCUCCCUCUGACCAGAGGCUGUUCUCAGCAUUAUCCAGCUAAGGAUCCUGGUGGAGAAAGCCUUGUAAAAAAAAGAAGAACUUCUUGUAUAAAAUCAGUAGAACUUUGCUGUGCAGAUAUGGCCUAGAUACUUUUGUUUGGUUGUUGAACAGCCAGCUUUCUCACUUUGCUGGUCAGAUCUUUGUUAGUAUACGCUGCAUUUUGAAUUUUCAAGCUUUUAUUAUUCGGAUUUGGACUGGGGAGACCUCAGCUCAAAGCUCACUUGGUAGCCUUAGGCUAGUCACUCUCUCUUUGUUAACCGGCUUCGUAGGGUUAUUUUGAGGAGAAACUAUACCAACCUGAGAUACUUGGAUUAGAAGAAAUUCAUGAAACUAAAUAUAAAUAGCAAAACAGAUGCAGAUUUGCCGCAUCCAGUGUUUUAAAAAUGCACUUUCUGAGUUUACACCUUCGUAAAUUCCUUAAGACAGCAUGCUGAUUGCCAGACCUCAGGGAAAUGAUUUGAUCAUGCCAUUUCAACAAGGAGGGGCUUAUCUCCCACAAAAAUUAAGUGAAUAAAUUUUCAUCUGAGGUGUGUUAGAAAGUAUCCACCCUUAAACUGGGAUGACAUUUGGCAGUGGCUUAAGCCUCUUGGUUUGCAUAUUGCUGUGACUGUUGAGUAUUUAAGUACAGUCAUAAAUUGGUUUUCAAACGCCUUGUGACUCGAAGGUUUUGGCUCCCAUACACCGCAAACCCGGAAGUGAGUGUUCUGGUAUGCAAACUUUUUUUGGAAGCCGAAUGUCCGCCGUGGCUUCCGUGGCUUUUGAUUGAGCGCGGGAAGCUCCUGCAGCCAAUCAGAAGCUGCGCCUUGGGUUUUCGAAUGUUUUCGGAAGUUGAACAAACUUCCGGAACGGAUUCCAUUCGAGAACCAAGGUAUGGCUGUUCAUGCAUGCUGAGAGUGGGACAAAAUGAAAUGUCAAGUAACAUGAGUAUUGUUAUAUCUCAGAGGCCCCUGAUUUCAGGGGCAAGCUGCAUCAUCACCUUUUAAAACAAUCUCUUCAUAUUCUCCUCCUCCUGCUCCCACAGUCAAAUCUGCCAAUUCAUGUACCUCUUGAAGGAGGAGAAUGUCUGAUAUACUCAACUUUAGUCACAUGAUAAAAAGUUAUUGAGUCCUGCCAGCCUAUUCAACCAGUUAUGCUGACCUGUAAUUGCAUUGCACCUAGUAGACAGGCAGUUCCCAUGUAUGUGUAAACCCUGGAAGGUUGCUUCUAAAUAGCUUGCUCUAUUCUUUCCUGACGUUUUAAAUGCAUACAGCACAACAAGAAUGCUUGAUCUUUCUUUAAUGAUGCUGUGGGGGGCAUAUUUAUACUUCUAUGUAUCUAUGAAUUAGGGGCAAACUCUGAAGGUUGAAGGAUUCCAAAUAUUAACACCAGCUUAAAAACAAACAAACCAAAAACUUGUCACAUUUAAAUUGGGACCAGCUUGAAACUGCAUUUUUCUCCUGCUCCUGGCACUAGCCAGCCCUCCCCUGCUGGUUUCCCCUUUUUCCAAACAAAAAGUAAUAGUUAUUUUGGGGAAGAGAAGGGAUAACCAGAUGUGUGGUCUGUCCUUAGCUGGAAAUUAUGCCCUCCCACCCAAGUAUAUGUAGGAGUUUUCUUUGCCUCCUGAAUUGAAUCAGGAGACAGAGAAAAGCAUAAUCACCGUGGUCUUUGGCUAUCAUUUCCUGCCAAGGACUGUGAGAUUUGCAGUUUUAUCUUUCAAAUCAAUUCAAGAAGAAAGGGGAAUUGCACAAUCUGCAACAAGAAAAUACAAUAUUUCAAUAGUGGCCCAUAUAUUACAUGAUCCUUGCCUUUUGGUGCCAUUAUCCAGGUUAUACCCAAGAUUGGUGUGCCAUUCUUGCCCCAUUUCAUAGAAUCAUGGAGUUAGAAAUGACACUGAGGAUCCUCUAGUCCAGCCCCCUGUAAUGCGAGAAUAGGCAGCUGUCGCUUACGGGGAUCGAACCUGCAACCUUGGCAUUAUUAGCACCACACUCUAACCAAGGGAGCUAUCCAGCUGUCUCCUUACACUACUGACAUAAUUAACAAUGGAAACAAAAGUUGUUUUUAUGCAGUCUUUGUGCAGAUUAAAUUCUGGGGCCAUGUUAGCACACCAUUAUAAGAACCAGCUACUCCCUCACCAUUCCCAAGCAGAAAUUGUCCCACGCCCAUGUCUCCAACUGGAUACAAAUUCCAGAAAGGCACAAAAAGAUCAUUUGGAGCAUAACAAGUUUUUUCCCCAUCUUCUUCUGGCCAUGCUGGAGGGUAACAAGAAAACUGCAAGGGUGGUUUGGGGGGGGGGAGGAGAGAGAAGAGGUACACACAGUUCCAUAGAGGAUUCUGUGCAUAUAGGGCUUCAUUUGCCUAGUACCCGGGAAAAUAUGCGUACUCGCAAGACUUCAGCUUACUGGAGGUUAGGAAUGGAAUGUCCUUAGCUGCAACCCUUGAUGCCCAUUGCAAGCAAACAUUUCAGAAAAAUAUUCAGACAAAACAUUCUGGAUUGAACAGAAUGAGCUGAAGGGGAAAAUAUUUUUCUUCUUCUUCCUCAGAAGUUAUCACUGCAUUCUUGGUCCUUAAGUAACAGUUACUAUUUUAGUCUUCCCUUUUACGUGUUCUCUUCCUGUUCUCCUCCACCCCUCCUUCAAUUAAGCGUGUCUCUUAGCAACAAGUUUAGGAGCUAUAGGAAUCCACUUCGACCUUUUCAGUUUCAAGGCCCCAAUCCUUCUUUUGUAUCAUCUUAAAUUGGGCCAAGGGUUCAUGGGGUUUUUCCCUUCUCCCAAAUUCUCCCCAGCUGCUGGAAACUAAAUGGUGUGUAAUUUUCAACCCCAAAGAUUCCACAGCCUCAUUUUGUUUGCACAACCAUGGUGGCACAGAAAAAAUAUCAUGAUAGUUGCAUGUGGCCUCCAUGCAUGUUGGUGAUGCAUCUGAAUAGUCCCUUAGAGGAGUGGCUGGUGCUACCAUCUAGCAUUAACUGGGUCCUGUGUCUAAAAAUUGGAACAUUUGUCCAGCAUCUGCCCAGGAUGAUGUUUUGGUUGACACUGAUAGUUGUCAGUGGUUGGUGAAUGUUUGGAAUGGUUUCAUCUGUGUAAAACUCCCCGCACAUAGAAAACAAGCCUUUUUGGCGGGGCAGGGUGGGGAAGUUGAGCUAUCUCUCAGACUUUCAGCAUUUCUGCAUGCAUGCAUGGGUUUUUUGGCUUUUCAUACGAGACAACAAUUCUGCCUUACAGCCUGGGACCUGCAACCUUUGUAAAGCCUCAUUUAGCGUGCUUCAACACUGUUGCUAUAUUUGGGUGGGAUUCAGGUUACACUAUUAAUGUUGACUUGGGGCUCCUGUGCAACAAACCUCUGUCCCCACCCCACCGAUUGGAUUUUAAUGAUAAGGAAAGUGGCAAGAAGCACUGGAAAGUUGGAAUAAGAUUUGCUUUGCUUAACCUCUUCACAAACAAAUCAGAAUGAAUGCUCCAUAAACAGCCAACGUCUAACAUGACUGCAAACCUUGUCCAAACAAAUCAGGAUGAAUGCUCAAUAAUGAACAGGUCAUCUAGAUCCAACUUUCAUUUCAGUCCUCCUCUUUCUAGAAGUCUAUGAAUCUAUUUAAAAAGGAAACUGCUUCUUGAUGCAACAUAAGCAGUUUUGAGGGGGGACGGGACACUUUCAGCUGCAAAUUCACUUGCAAACUUAAUCGCUUCCCUCAUUUUUUCCCAUCCUAAGAAUCAAAUCAGUGUAGGUUGUUUUUAGAAGAGAACCCAACUUGUUUUUCAGCUCUCACCCUUUCUAAGUUCAUACAUCAUUACUCAAGAGCUGGCUUGAGUCUGUCCUUUUUAAGGAAAGCACACGCAGAGGAAUGCAGUACGUUAAGUGUUCUCUUGCUGUAAUAUGCAUUUUGCAGUGUUUUUAAAAAAUGACAUUCAAAUUACAUUAAUCACAGGCCACUAAAAUAAGCUCAUCAGCUGCUUCCCUCCAACUCACUGUUUGCAGACUUCCAUACAGAACAAAUUGUUCACUCCUGAACCACUCUCACAAAAAUGGAGUUGGCAGUAGGGCUUGGCACACACGCCUCCAUUCUGAAAUGGAUCUGGGCCCCCAAAACAAUUGUGGGGUGGGGGAGAAAGCCCUAAUGUUCUGUUAAAGUUUUAAACCCUAACCAAAAGGGGGCAAGGGAGAAAGGAGGCACUUUGUCUGCCCCCUCUCCCUCCGACCCCACUGCAGGCUGUUGGGAUGUUGUUUGCCAGCACAUUCCCUGCAGGGAACAUACUGGUGAAGGAGACCCCCACAGCCAGCAGGACUGAGCCCUCUGCCCAGUGGGAUUUAACCAAAUCUGGUCACAUUCCUAGUUUGCAGUGUCCACUCUAGGCUUGGCUGAUGUAUCAAUACAUCACCCUGGACCAGUAUGAGGGCCAGAGCACGACGGCUGCUUCACCCGGUGGUAUUUCGUGGGUGAAGCAUCUGCCACUCCCGAGUACCUCUUCUCCUAUAAACACAUUUUAACAAGGGUGUGGCGGGGGGGUGUUUGGGAUCAGGGCUUCUGUUGGGUGCAGACUGGGGGAUUCAGAUGUUGGUUUGGGCCCCCAGUUGCCUAACCCCCCUGUAAAGGAAUACUGGAUUAUCUAAGGGCAAAGUACCCUCCCACAUCCUUAUUACCCACACUUCCAGCAUGUCUGUGUGCAUCAUUGGCAUAAUGAGUGAUAGUGUAUUUGGGGCCACCUCACUGUAGACAUUUAAAAGCCGUUACCGGGAUUGCAAGUGGGCUGAUUUUCUUAUUUUACAGGGCUCUGGUACAGAACGUCUCAAAUCACCUUCCCAGACACUGUUGCCUGCCUACACAUGGCAGUAUAUGAGAUUGGGGUCAGGUAGGCACAGGUUUGGACACACUCCCACAUGAAUACAAUCAAAGAUGUUGUGAAAGCUAGACCCACCCACCCCUCAGUGUCUUAAAUGGUUUCCCUGGUUUCCUUUUAACAUAUGGAAACCUAUUCAAAACGUUAGGGACGCUGCGUGUGCCAACCUUUUCAGAGAAGUGUCUCGCUCCAGACUGUGUGUGGGAGGGCUCAGCUGUAAAGUAUUCCCCGCAUAAAAGCCUCUCUGCACUUUGAAAGUUAACACAUUAAGCAAAAGACAUUGAAUUUUGGGGUGCUCUCCAGGCAUUGCUCCCUACCAAGCAUUCUGAGCAGGCGCAACUCCAGGAACAGAUUGCACCCAAUUUAUAUUUGGUAUAAUUGACUUUCUUUCAAGGAGCUCAGUGCGAAAUUUCUGCUUCACAACAACAGUGCCAGGAAGGUUUUGCUAAGAGAUAUUGGACUUGCCCCUGCACAACCCCACAAGUUUCAGAGCCAAAUGGGAAUUUGAACCUGAGUUUCUUGUAUCUAACCCGACAUUCUAGCUCAUAAACUUGUGACUAUUUGCAUGGAGGCUGUUCCCCCCCCCCCCCCGCAGAAGUGUUUAGUCCUGGUUUUCCCCAGGUAUUUCCCCAUCUUCUGAACACUGGAGAAAUGCCACAUAGGCCUCUGUAGCUUCUUGUUUUGCAAACCUUUUGUCCACGAGAAACAAAACACGUUGGUUUCAAAUGCAGAACCACUCCCAGAGACAGUGAAACCUCUGGCCUACACAAACAGUAAUUGAGGCUGAAAAAUUGUUACUAGACUAGACUUGUGCUAUUUUAGACUGCAGGUGAUAAUAAGGGACGGAGUAUGUUUGAAUGGUUUCUCCCACAACACACAUACACUCACACUGCACACUAGACACUAACCUGUAGAAGCAAAGGCUAGGCUAGAAUCAUCCUCCCAGAUGUGCAAGAUCUCUUGCGGCAUUAUGAAGAAAACAGUGCAAACAUAUGGCAGGAGAGCAGCAGGUGGAAGUAUAUUAGAACAGCGUACCCGCUUUGACCAUUUUUCUCACCUAACAACUUGUGGAAGGUAACUCUCUGCAAGGAGUCUUUUAUAUCAACGGAGGCCCCUUGCAUUUCUUAGAAUGGAAUAUUCCUUCCAAACCUAGUUAUGUUUGUUUGGGAUUUAUGUCUUCUGAAUGUACAGUGUAAAAAACAAAUUAAAAACCCACACACAAUCUGAUCUUUCUCUGCAAACAAGUUGGCUAAUAAUAUAAACAAAUUUUUAAAAUGUAAAGGUAUUAAAAUAUUUUCAUGAUUCCCUAGUGAACCUGGGAGUCUGAUGCCUUAGACAACCUUCUUGACUGUGAUAAAUGGAGAAAUUGGUGGCCCUGUCUGUAUUGAGAGCCUUUGUUAUUCAUGGCUCCCAUCCCACAGCCUUUGAAAAGCCAGUAUUCGGACUGGAGUUAUCUCAGCUUUAUACAGCAAUUUCCUGCUUUAUGCAGACUGUUCAGAAUAGAGUCCCAAACUAGAAUUAGUGCAGGGGACUGAAUUAUAACAUGCUGUCCUCAGAAGAAUGUGGCCUAGCUUGUUGGAAGAAGGGUCACUGACAGGGCAGAGCUGCUUACAUGUCAGAUUCUUUGCACUGACACAUGUAGCAAAAACUUCUGCAUGAAAUAUGCCAACACCACUGUUACCAGUUUUCUCCAGUAGGGUGGGGGGGGAUUUUUUCAGUUUUCCAAGAUAAACCUCUUUCAGUUCUUCCUAACUUCAAGAGCUGGAAUGGAGGUGGCACAAAGCAGCAGGCAAUUGGCACGCUACCAUGAAGGACUAUAGCCACACCUGUCCAUUUUCCCUUUCAUUCCCUCCAACGUUUGACAGAUGGAAACGAGGAACAGUCUUGCGGCACCCUUAUUUGCAGAUCAAGGAAGAGCCUAAGGCUCUUUCCCCCACUCAGAUUUUGCCGAAGACUUUCCAUCACAAUGUUGCAUCCAUUAACUCCAUAGCAGCCUGCCUGUCUUGCCCUGCCUUCAGAAGCAGGAUAUAAUAAUAAUAAUUUAUUGUUUAUACCCCGCCUAUCUGGCUGAGUUUCCCUGCUACUCUAUAGCUAACCAACUACAACAAUUUCCUCUUAAAAACAAACAAACGUGAGAAUGUUUAAUCGCUCAGCGAAACUGGUUGUGCUCAUUGCAUAAUAGCAGCAAGAGGAAAGAUGUUGAUCUUUCAGUAUCAUAAUAUGUUGGUUUGGAGACAGGAGAUGGGAGUGGAAAUAACUGAGGCCCAUGUAUGUGCGGUUGCAAACAUGUGCUCUAGAAUCAAAAUGUAUCUGCCCAAGCUCUUCCCAGCGCCACCUCAGGGUUUCAAGGGCAAAACAUGGGAGAUAUAAACAGCCUCCUGAUCGUUUGUUGCUGUUUACGGAGAAGCAGCCUUGGAAGCUGCAGUUGUGAGCUGAAGAGGGGGCAGCUUAACCUUUCCUGCUCAAAAUCAGUCCCACACCAAGUUGUUGUCUUGCUCCCAGGGGGAAAUAUAUGGAGUCCCCACAUCUUUUCCUCUGCAGAAAAUAAAACAGUCCAGGGAGGUUAUUUCUAAGCAACCAGCAGCAGGAGGGGAAAGGAUUAAGUACCCCUGCUCCAGCCUUUCCUCUCAAACAGCUGCUCUUCAGUUUUGCAUUAAAAGUCAGCAAACUGCUCACAAUAUUCUUGUGAAAUAUUCAGUUUGGGUUUAAGUUGCAGGUGCCCAGGAGCAGGGUGGGAGACAGAGGGAUGAAAGGCAAGGAACUCCAGUCAACAUAUAUGUACGCGAGUAACAACGUUUUAAAUAAGCACCCCCAGAAGCUCCCUCAAAGGCAGUUGUGGACUAUGGGUUGGUUCCAGACUGUUAGUUGAACCUAGGCCUCACUGGGACAGAUUAGACAAGACGCGAGGCCCAUUGGUUUCAGUGGGAACUAAGUUUGACUAACUUAGUGUGCGUUCCAACCCAAUGUUUUACCAAUGACAACCAUAACACAGAUAUCAUCUCUGAUAAAUGCUUGUUGGAAUCCUAUGCCAUCACAGAGAAAGUAAAUCUACUCUAUACAAGAGAAACAGGGAACCUCUGGCCCUCUUUGAUGUUGCUGGACUUUUAGCUGCCUCAUCCUUGAUCUCUGGACACUCUGGCUGGGGUGAUGAAGUCCAGCAACUUGGUUGCAGAGAACAUGGAACAAGAACUCAACAUGGGGGUGCUAUCUUCAAGUUCAUGUUCUGUAAUGUUUGCUUCAAUUUACAUUGUGUCCUGACAUCAUUACAAUGUGUGUGUUUUUGUCCCACCAAGCACUUAUAUAAAGUGAGGUGGGGGAAAUGCUCAUUGUAAUGUCAGGGUAGGUGUUCACUUGAGCUAGAAGCUUGGGGGACACAAUUCAAUGCAGGACCAUCUUCUUUGUCUAUUACAUCCAGUUCUGCACUUAGUACAGCUUGCCGGCAAAGGAAGGAGAACAGGGGAACAGGAAAAUAUGUGAAGCGUUUAUCACUUGCAAACACGCAACUGUACCCUCUUGUCCUGUCACUGUCAGCUGAGUCAAUAAUUUGUCACAGCAAGCUUGGCUAUCUUUGUGUGAGCAGACAGAUUGGAGAAUGAGUCUUUUUUCCUGCUUUGGUCAAAGGUUUUUGACUUAUCAGAACUUGAAACUGUGCAUUAAAUAACAAGAAUGAAUUGAUAACCUUCCACCAAAGAAACAGAUGUCAGCUGCUAAACCCCCCUCCCCCAAAAAAGAUACCAAACUUGCUUAACAAGCUUAGCUCCAUUUUACAGGUGGUUCUCAAAUAUCAGCAAAGGAAAUCAAUGACAUUUCUUUAUUAUUAUUAUUAUUUAUAUCAUAAGAUCUCAGGACGAUUCACAGAAUAAAAUACAGGAUAAAAACAAGUAAAUAAGUGAAAACAAAACAGCAAGACAAUAACUCCCCCUUCCCACAGACACAUUUACAUGGCUGUAGAAUAUUAAUCAGCCAAAGGCCUAGUUGAAGGGGAACAUUUUCGCCUGGCACCUAAAAAUAUAUAAUGAAGGAGCCAGGCGAACCUCCCUGGGGAGAGCAUUCCACAAAUGGGGAGCCAUUACAGAGAAGGCCCAUUCUCAUGUUGCCACCCUCCAGACCACACGUGGAAGGGCCUCAGAUGAUGGACACAGAGUCUGGGGCAGUUUAUAUGGGGAGAGGCGGUCCUUCAGGUAAUGCGGUCCUGAGCCAUCACUUCAAACAUAAAAUUAAGAUUUCCAAAUAGUAUAGAAACAUCCCCCCCCCCACAAGUCAGCAACAAGCAUAAGAAAACAGCAGUGACUGUAGCAAAGAACUUGAGAUAUAGAUGUUCCUAAGGAGCAAUCACGUGAGCCAAAAUACACAUGUGAGACAGGCAACAGCCCACACUUACCCUCUCUAAAUGGCAGAAUCCCACACAGAAGUGGGAACAUCUGCAGAGAACAUUUAGAGAAGCAAGAUGAUGUGAUUAUAUCCCAUACCACUUCUGCUUCCACUUGGGAACAGUUGUGGGUUACUGGCCACAUAGAAGCUGCAAGGGCGUAUAUAAACUAGGCCUAAAUCAAGGGGGUGAGGAACUAUACCAGUCUGUUGUUUUCUUAAGGUUAAAGUCAUAGCAUAACUGGACAUACGUCAUUUGUCUCCCAAACUAAACAGGCAUACUGAACAUCAUGAAACCCAGUGCACAUAGCCUUCUCCAACCUCAUAUUAAUGUUCUAUCAGUCAUGCUUCCUUCGUGCUCCACUCCCUUCUACUGUGAUGAGUUCCAGACCUCUGAACAUAUGUUGCCCCAGCUAUUGAUAAUUCAUCUGUCCUCAAGCAAGUUUAAGAUCUUAGUAAUUCUUCCAUAGAUCAUAAGUUCUGCAUUAACAUGAUGGAUUCACUUAGCUAGGCAUUAAAAUGUAAUGUAUGAUGGGGUUUUCUAUAAAAAUAAAUGGUCAUAUAUUUUGCAAAUGUUAGCUGCUCAUCUCUGGCAAUAAGAUGGAGAGAGGGGAAGAGAAGUGUUAUAUUCUGUUCUGCAGAUUUAAGGAGAUUCAUCUACUUCUGUUCUAGUACUCAGCUGCUGUUAAAAGAGGUGGGAGAAAAAUACACUAUGUGACUGGUACACACUAUGUGGGCUGAUACAUAAAAUAUGUAGGAUUUUCAAAGGGAACAUUUCAACAUUACCUUAACUAUCUUCAAAGGCUGUGGCCUAAUCACAAAUGCACACUUGUAUGAAUCAUGGAUCCUGCAGCCACCACCCAAAUAAUUGGCUUGACCACCAUAGCCUUGAAGGGGAAAAAACAAAAAACCCUACAGGAUUUAUUUGCGUAUUAUCAGACCCAUGCACAUUGUCUCUAGUGAUUUAAUUGACAGGUAGGGCACUUCCAAAGGCUGCUGUUUUCAGGUGGUAUUCAAUAGCAUACUGGCACAUUCAGGUUGCACAGUUAAAGCUGACAUGGAGAUUUUGUGUGACAAAACUGCUUUCCACAAAGAUUGGACUUUUUGCAAUAAGGAGAAUGAUGGGGAAAUAAAUAUUGGAAAGUGUGGGAUAAAACUUGCUUGAUGUGAAGUCAUCUAACCUCUUCACAAACAAAUCAGGAUGAAUUCUGAAUAAGCAAGUCAUCUAUAAGGGGUCUUAGAUAAGGUUGCCAUAUUUAAAAAGGUGAAAAUCCGGACACAAAAGUUGUUGAGCUUUCAGCUACUUCACUGCCCAGAUGUAUGGCAACCCUACCUUAGAUAUUACAUCUCAAACAAGAAGGUGAUGUUGAGGCAAGGCAGUUAGAAAUGAUCUACUGACACACUAUGUAUUUUCAUGCAUAUUUUUCUUGGACAGCUAGGAUUUUCCCACUGCAGUCCAAAGGCAAAAAUAUGAAAACAGAAACCUCUUGCAUACAAUAAUUAUAUUAAAGUCUUUGCGCAAUAAAUUCAGUUUUCUGCUUUCUGGCACUACAACAACUUUGAGAGAAUGAAUCACAGUCAGUAAAAAUAAAAUUUCCCUUGGUGGUCUUGUGGCUUUGACCAUAGGACAAGCAGGGAGAGAAAGAAAUCCUCAUUCACUGACAGAUGGAGAGUCAAGGGAAGCAUAGAGGAUGAGGGGUCUGGAGAAUGAGAGUAUUUGACCUUGUCAAGCAAUGGUACUGUACACAGUGCUAGGCAAUUUAGUAGAGAUUGCUCACGAAUUAUACAUGUCUACUGUGCUGUUGGCAAGCUGUGCUAUGUACUGGUAUGUUGUCUGUACGAUGAAAUGUUCAGAUUAAACUCAGAGUUGAGGGUGUACACCAGAUCCUUCCAGCCUACGUCUGCACUUCUAAGCCCAUUUAUAAACUCCAUUGAAUUCAAUAGGACUUCUGAGUAGACCAACUUAAACUGCAUUGGUACUAACUAUAUGGGAAGUUACUUGGGGGGGAAGGGAUUACAGUACUCUGGGAAUCCUAUGCCUGCUUAGAAUUAAGUUCCAUUGAUUCUUAACAUUUUCACAAAGAUUCCAGGAACAAAGAUCCAUAUUUCUCUUAGAAGGAAGUCCAUACUCCUUACUCUAACUCUGUGCAGACUAAGGGGGAGCUGUAAACACAAAUUAUUACACAGAACAAAGACUGCAGCUCUAAACUAGAAGUUUUGUCUUACUUACAUCAAGCUUGGUUCACACAUGCAUGGUUACUAUGUGAUGGCUGACACAUGUAAGGGCUUGCAUGUGGAAGUGGAGUGAUCUAACACUACAGACAGAAGAAGAAAAUUAUUUACAUUUGCAGGCCUCCUCAGGCGUUAAAAAUGUGUACAAUGAACACAUACAGAAGGGGCCAAGCUUGCAGGAGGGUCUAAUGAAACACAGGUUAUGGCAGUGCCACUACUACUGUGCAAUCAUUGUACCUGCUUUGAACACCUUGUAGUUAUUAUUAUCAUCAUUAUUUAUAUAUCGCCUUUUGCCCAGACCAGGACUCAAAUCUUACACGGCCUGCAACCAAGAAAAAUCACACCAUCUGUAGAAAAAUGUAGUUAUCUGUGUAUGUAAAUAAGUGGUGCAGGCCUUACUUCCAAGUAAACUGUGGUUAAGAUCUGCUGGUAUGAAUUUCUGAGAACAUAGUUAUAUUGUUAGUAUGAAACUCAAAAGCUUAGUCUAUUUUGGUUGGUGGUUGUCAAAAUGAUACCCGUUAUCUGAUGAUUAGAUUCUAACCCUGAGAAUAAGACAUUCACACGCCCUUUUUUAUUCUUUUCCUUGUCUUUCCAACGCAGAGGACAUAUAUCUUUACCUUCCUACUGAGUUCCCGAGUCUUCAUUCACCCCCAUGAACUCCUAGCUAAAGUGGGGCAAAUCUGCCUUAAACAGAAGCAGCAACUGGAGACUGGAGUCGAUGCAGACAAGGUAUGUGGAAUUCAAAGCUUCUCACUGGUUUAGAAGCAAUGUAUUUUUCUUCUUCUCUCCCUGAAAUCUCUACAUCCUCUUGUCAAACAGGUUCUUCCAACUAACAGAUACAAUCUCCUAGUCACCAGCUGUACCCUUUUGCUAACCUAUUCGUUUUUGCACGUGCUGUAUAUACUCAGUAAUACGAACUUUACUGCCAGUUGUACUUACUGGAACUGGCACAGUGUUAUUGCUGUGGGUAGGAGAACUGAAUCUCAUAGCUGUUUUCGUGCGCUGAGCAACCACGUUGGCUGUUUUGCACAGCAAUGCUGCCAGGGUAAUUGCAUUUACAUCGUGAUAAGCACGGCUGUGUAAGUCUUCCUUGAAACAAACACCUGUAAAUUUCACCUUAGCAGCCAUUACUGAACGUACUUAGGCAUCAUCUGAGUCAAAUGUUAAAACAAACAAAACAUUAUCUGUGUGAGACUUUACAGGGACAGCAUCACGUGCAAGGUGCCUACAAAUGCAGCAAUCUCAGGCAAUAGAUUCUGGGCAUGCUAAUGCUACACGUGUAGGAAACACACUGCAAUUUAUACCUAGCAACAGCCAUUAAUUUAUUUUAUGUCAGACUGUUGCUAAAAGAGUGGGACCUGUUAGAAAAAUGGACGGGGGGUUGGGAGAGUUGCUAGACUGGGAUAGCUCAGUCAGUAGAGCAUGAGACUCUUAAUCUCAGGCUUGUGGGUUCGAGCCCCACACUGGGCAGAAUAUUCCCAUAUUGCAGUGGGUUAGAGUACAUGAACCCUCGUGGUCCCUUCCACCUCUACAAUUUUCUGAUUCUAUGAACUAGCAUUGAUUCUACCUAUUAUAACUCCUGGUUCCACUUACCAUUCACUGUCCUGCCUCGCCCCUCACCAAGCCCAUGGGCACCACAGUCCCUAAACAAAUAAGUUGCUUUAACAAGCCCAGCAUACAUAUACAUUGGAAUUGAUCCUCAUUAAACCAUGUAAAAUGAAUCAGUCCCUUGGUUUCUCCAUGCUUCUGGGCAUCCCCACCAGAAGAGAAUGGCUAAGGAUAGAAGAGUGAUGCACUGGAGUCUAGACUCUAGGAGUCCUAUCUCCUCUGUCCUUUCAAAAGCUUGCAAAUAUUUAUUUUCAGGACAGUAUUUGAAGUCUUUCUUGUGUCACACUGUCAUAUUCCAGAGACAUUAACUCUUACAUAGUAAGAGGAAAUGGUUAUGUAUCAAGAUUCUGGUUUCCUCUUCUCAAAUGUUGGAGGAGACUGCAUUGUUUAUUGCGUCUGUUGAGCUUUCUUCAGCAGAACAGUUCUUGUUUUAAUUUUGUCCAUGAUCUGCUAAGGAAUCGUGAGUUCUGAAAAGUCAUAGUGCUGCCAGUCAAAGCUUACUACUGUGCAAAAUAGAUGAAACACACAAACAGAGCUCUGAUGCACUGUGAUAAGGUACCUGUAUAAACAAACUAUUAAAUCAAAUACCGGUUGGGUGGCAUGUGAGCAGAAACCCUGGCAAGAAGCCAGGCUUUGUGGUUAUGUGCUUAUACUUAUCAUUCCUUUAUUAAUGACAUCACCAGCCACUAGCAAAAUCUCACAGAAAAUGUUCCAAGACACAAGCUGACAGAUUAAACACAAACUUUAGCCCUGCUCAGAUCCACUUGGGAGGCUUUUGCUGCUUUAUUUGACAAGGGAGAGGGUCUCGGUGUUUUAAAAUACCACGUUUUCAUAAAUAUGUCAGAGGGCUGUUAACCCUGCCAGAAAGUAGCAAGUUAACUUUACAAGGCUAUAUAAUAGGGAAAAGGGGGGGAAAUCAGAUAUUGCCCUCCUUAGGGAACUGCCAGAAUGUAAUUUGUAGCUAGAAUCCAGAAAAUUGCUGAAAAGGUAGAACUAUUUAGGACCUGCGUGCAUGAUAGCUGUCAACACUGUCCACCCCCCACCAGUAAAGCAAAGGACUGCUGUUUCAUUUCUUUAAGUUUUCCACUGCCAAAAUUUUCCACUGGGUAUGUGUCAAAAUAGCAAAAAUAUUUGUUAUUAUUAUUGUUUUUUAAAAAACCCACUCUCUUCUCUUUGAACAGUUCAGUUUGAUUUAUUGCAGUGUUUCUCGAACUUGGGUCUCCAGCUGUUUAUAAACUACAGUUCCCAUCAUCACUGACCACUGUGGUCCUGCUGGCUAGGGAUGAUAGGAGUUGUAGUCCAAAAACAGCUGGAGACCCAAAGUUUGGGAAACACUGAUUUAUUGUGAAACUAACAAGCAUCUCAAUGGGGAGGACUGAUACUUUCCCAGAAGAACUAAUUGCCUAAAAUAGGGGGGGGGGCUGUGACCUUUCAGAUCCCAUCUACAGCUGCCAUCACCCCUGGCCAUUAUGGGCCCUGCUGGUUGGAGAUGAUGGGAGAUGAGAGUCCAGCAAUGUCUGGAAGUCCACAUGUUCCCAUUCACUAAACGCUUCACUGUAUCUUGAAUUUCUCCACCCUGGUAGGGAGAGGAAUUGGGGAAACCAUUUCACCAGUUUUCUUUCAGGAGGAGGAAGAGUUCUCCAACUAUUCCUUGUGGGUGUGGCUCAUCAUUAGCACAACUUCUUUGUCUCUUCCCCCCUGAAUAUUUUUUGUUGCUGAUGCUGCAGAUGUAGCAACUGUGCUGGCAGCUUGGCCAUCAAUUUGCAUCCCACCCAAAGUCCAGCACUGCUCAAGGGUGGUUGGACGGGGAAAUGGUGGUCAACAUGAUAAAUGGCAGAGAAUUCUGCAAAAUGGACUGCUUUGGGGGGGAAUAUCUUGACCAUUUUCUUAGAAAAAUAUGUAUUCUGAGAAAUUUUGGCUCAGUUCUAGUUUUUGUUCAACCAUCAAGUGCACAGUAAUCAAGCACAGUGAAAUUAAAGGAUAUAUAUUCACAUGUGAACCUGGUCUUUGGAAUUUUAGAAGUAGGCAGGGAGGGUGAUUGGCCAUUAUCCUGCUACCAACCCUUCAGAGACUGCUGCUUAAGUCUUCUGUUUCUCCUUCCACACAUCACUCUUUCCUUGUUAAUCUUGGGGACAAAUGUUAAAACACAGAGUCUAGCCCAGGAACUGCCAGUUUCCAUUUUCUGCCCUAGAUGCUGCAUCUGCUGGGUGGUAGAACAGUUAUUCCUUGCAGUUCUUAAACAAUCCUUUUCUAGAAUUCCUAUGUAAUCUGGUUAGACGUUAAUAUCGCAAGCAAGUGGCUAAGUCUCCAGCAGAUUGUCUUUGGUGAGUUGUUAAGAAUCAAUAAAGAGCUGCUGGGUUAUUUUUCUUAAAACAAAGAACAAAAAAACCCAAAGCCUGAAAUACUGGAGCCUAAGGAUCACUUUCUUUAUGUUAAGCAAUCGCAAGCCAUUUUCUUCUUUCUCCGGAAAGGGAACCUGUCUGCUUGACAUCCCCUAGAGCUCUGUAAAUUCCCAGGCAAGGGUGGAAAUCACGGAAGGAAUAACCCUUCCCUUGCUUGCUUGAAGUGGCUGUGGGUGGGGAGAAACUUGAAGCAACUGGCUGGAAUGACAAAGAAAGGAAAUGGUUGCUCCCCCAAACUUUGCUGAGAGCAUUAUUUCUGCUCCUUCUCACAGCAAAACUUAAAUCAUUUUCUCUCGCUGAGAACUUUAAUUAAAUGUCAUUAGCUAAUAUACCCAAGCAGGGUGAAGAAAAGGUACAACAACAGAGCUAUUAGGAGAAAUGAAUAAGAUGCCCUGUGACCAAGGAGUAUUUAGGAAGUCCCCACCCUCCAAAGCCUGGAUGAAGCUCAAAUGACUCAGUAAUGAAGGAAAUCUAAAUUUCCAUCUCCCUCCAAAAAAGGCUCCAUUGGAAUCUGCUGAUACUAGACUCCAACCAAUAUGUAAUGAAACUAGAAGAAUGAUCUUGCCUCAUGACACCCGAUUACAACGUAGAAAGAUGUGCAUAUUCCUUGUAUAGUAAAUGCACUGGAUUUUGGGAAGUGCUGGAAAUGACACUUGGUCCAAUUCAAAGUGCCCAGUGGGCAUUUGCUACAGGAAUCACCACCUAUCUUAAAUAUUUACAUUGGAUUUAGGAACGAGUUAGACCGUUGGUCUAUGCGGCUCAGUAACUGGCAGAAGGUCUUAGGCAAAAGUCUUUCAUAAGCCCUACCUGGAGAUACCAGGUUGAACCCAAGAUCUUUUACAUGUCACGAAUACGUUCUGCCACUGACCUAUGUCCCUUCCCACUUUGCAAGCUUGUUCAAAGGGCUGGUUUUGAUUUUCAGAACCCCAAAAGCCCUGGGCCCUCAGUAUCUGAAGGAGCACCUCAGCACUUUAUUCCUCCAUAUCCGUUAUGAUAUUCAGAAGCAGCUCUGCUUAGGACAAUCUUUGCAAACCUGGAGUGCUUUCUCAUUGUAACUCUCCCUGAGAAACCCACCUGGCAAAACCUUCUUUUGUUUUGGUUUUAAGAAAAAAAAAACAGCUUUUGAGCUGCCAGAGAAGACAGUGCCUUUCCUUCACCAUGCCUGCUUGUCUGUGUGUGUUUGUGGGGCGGUUUACUAUGCAUUUUAAAUAUCAUGCAUCAAAUUGGCAUGAAACCACAUUUAUUUUUAUGUUGAUAUUUUGUAAGCUGCUAUGAGGACUUGCAGCGCUGCGGGACGCAUAAAUAAAUGCCACAAUCCAGCCACAGUUAAAAGCGCCUUCGCUUCCUGUUGUUUUUAACGAGGAAGCUAAGCAUACGCUUAAAUCAACGUGCUUAACUUUGACUGGCUAAUGUCUAAAACAAAAUAAACCCAAGGGAUGCAUUGUCUGUAUGGAAGAAGCUGGAGACAGAGCUCUCUGACAAAAUGUGCUUUAAAGCCGUAGAGCAAGCCGCUAAAACUUUGCAUCAAAGGUAUCCCUUAAUUUUUCCUUUCUUUUAUGGCUGUUGUGUAUGCACUUGAGACAGCUGAAAGAACCAAGCUGCCCCCCCCCCAAACACACACCACACUGAUGCAAAGCCUUGAGGAUGCUGAGCUAAGCAUUAGACACACCUGCUCUCUCUUUUUAAUGCUCUCUAUUUGGAAGAAAGACAGAAAGGGAUUUGUAAGACCAGCUGAGACUUUAGCCUAACACAACUUAUUUUUCCUUUUGUUUUCAUAUGCCACUGUUAAUGAUUCAAAGAUUUGGCACUUGGGGUGCCAUCUGGUUACCCAGAAGUCACCGUCAAGGAAAGUCUCCUUGGCUCGUUUGAUUAACCACUCUGCAUUCUUUCCUAGGCAAAGCUUAAGUCCUUUGCUGCCAAGAUCAUUCAGCUCCUGAAAGAAUGGACUGAAACCUUCCCCUAUGACUUCCAGGAUGAAAAAUCUAUGAAAGAGCUGAAGGAAAUUGCUCACAGGAUCACACAGUGUGAUGAGGUAAGGGGGGAAACGAACACACACACAUGCAGGUGGAACAGACACUACCAGAACCUGUCCCAACCUAUAAUUUGUCUUGACAGGUUGCAAAUAUUUGCUAGAUGCAUUGAGGCUCCACAACUGCUGACCAUGACUUGCCUAAAUGGUAUUAACAAGAGCAGAGGAGUUGGCCCCUUCCGCCUUUUCAGGGACCUCUUACUCCUCAAAUUUUAUGUACAACCACACCACCACUAUUGAGUAACUCAUGGUACUUGCUACCAUUGCAACCCCCAUAUGGGACCAAGUCUUAAUGUAAUCCUAGCAAUGAGAGAGCCCAAACCACUAUAUCUGUGUUUCCCUUGCUUCCCCUAAUCUCAAGUGGUGAAGACAUGAGCCCAGAAAGGCCACUAGGGUUGGGGGAGAGGGAGGCAUAAGUUGGCAUGGGGCAUGGGGUGGUGGGGGUGGCCCGCCCCACGUGUCAUUCCAGGGGGGUAAAAAAAAAAAACCCAGCGGAUCAUCGCAGCACUGAUUGGCCCCCCAUGUGGAUCACCGCCACACCGAUCAGCCCCCCCAGGUGGAUCACCGCUUUGCCAAUCGGCCCCCCUGGGCGAAUCAACCCACCCCCGGGUGCACGGCAUAUGCGCCGCUCCAGGUGCCCGAGUAGCUAGCUCUGCUACUGCUUAGGGAAGCCCUGAGAUUUGCAGAAGAGCAAAAUGUUGUGUUUUUUUAAAUUAAAACAAAAACAGGUCUAAGUGGGUAGUCCUCUGCUACACCAGAAAAUACAGCUAAAUGAAAACUGAGUGCACUCAGUAGUCAAGGACACUAAGAAUCAAUUGGAAUAGAAAAACAACAGUUGGAAGAGAGUGGAAUGUAAUGUCUGGAAGGAACGGCUGCCUAAAACCCUGAAUAGAAGCACUCCUUCUAGGGAGGGAGGGUACACUGCAACAUUUUAUUGCAGGCUCCACUUGUGUGGCAUACUAUUGGAUAGUGCUUGGAUGUUCACCAUAUUCCUGUAAGGCAACUGGCCUAUUAUUUUUUCUUACUGCUGGUGUGAUGUCAACAUAUUCCAUUAGAAUUUCCGUAUCUCACUGUAAAAGUAGAAAGGGCUUCUCAGAUAGGUUGAUGGCCAUCUGCUUUAGCUGAGUUUCUUGCAUUGCAGAGGGUUGGACUAGAUGACCCUUGGGGUCCCUUCCAACUCUACAGUUCUGAUUCUAUAUGAAUUGUCUGUGCAUCAAGGCACAGCCUACCAAGUGGUGCCAAGGUACAAAAUUCACACAUGGCCUUGUGAUUAAAAGCUGCCAAUUUCAUCUUAUUUUAUGUUGAUAAAUACAUUCUGAAAACACACAGGGAGGAGGGGAUAAAAGGCUCUAACUAGAUCCUUACAGCAUAAUCCUAAAGUUGUUUACUCCAAAGUCUAGCUGAGUUCAGUGGUAUUUGCUUCCUGAGUCUAUGUCUGUUUAGGCAUGUUGCCUAAAUACUAUAAAGGGUAGAGCGAGAAGAAUGCUGUCUUUUUGAAAUGACUGUUCCAAAUAUAUAUUUGAGAUUGGCCCCAGAGGUUUAAGAGUGACAGGCAUGUGUCUGUUUAAAAUGUUAAUGGCCAAAAAGACUAGAGUGGUGCAACAACUUUGGCAGCAAUGCAUGAUGAUUGGAGGUGAUGCUUUGAUAUUAAAGGUGUUGUCAAGAGUAGCAUGACAAGUUUCAGGAUGUCAGCAAUGUUGUUUACCUGCAUUUUAUUAAGCUGUCACAACCUGAAGGCAAGAGGAAAUGAUUAAGGCUAUGUGCUGGGUUUUUAAACGGUGUGCGCAAAAACACUUGUACAAUCUUACACUAAAGGAAAACAAUUAUAUUUUGUUUUAUGUUCAGUUUUCAUUAACUGAGUCAUUUUUAAAAUUGGAGGAAACACUCCUGUCUCCUCCUUGUCUCCCAUUCAUCAGCGAGGCUAUACCUGAAUCAAGAAUAAUAAGUUGUAAAAAUAAUUCAUCUUGGUAAAGGCCUAUGCUUCUCAGGCUGUAAAACAUGCCUACAAAUAUCCAACAAGAUCAACAAUAGCAUGCGAGCCAAUAAAAUGGGGACAGGGAGAGUUGUGUAUAUGUGUUUGCAUACCUAUGCAAAAGAACAAUAAAAUGCUAUAAGGCCACCUGCUUAUGAUGUACAAUUUCUGUACAUGUCUACUCAAAAGUAAGCCCCACUGGCUUCAGUGUGAUUUACACUCAGGUAAAUGUACCUAAGGGACGCGGGUGGCGCUGUGGGUUAAACCACAGAGCCUAGGAUUUGCCGGUUCAAAUCCCCGCGACGGGGUGAGCUCCCUUUGCUCGGUCCCUGCUCCUGCCAACCUAGCAGUUCGAAAGCAUGUCAAAGUGCAAGUAGAUAAAUAGGUACCACUCUGGCGGGAAGGUAAACGGCGUUUCCGUGCACCGUUCUGGUUCGCCAGAAGUGGCUUAGUCAUGCUGGCCACAUGACCCGGAAGCUGUACACCAGCUCCCUCGGCCAAUAAAGCGAGAUGAGCACCGCAACCCCAGAGUCGGCCACGACUGGGCCUAAUGGUCAGGGGUCCCUUUACCUUUACCUUUAAGUGUACCUAGGAUAUCAGCCUGACCUAGACAUAUGUCUUUUCACUUGAGAGCCAUGUGCAAUCCUUCACAUUUAAGUGGUAACAAUGUGGGAACAUCAAAUCACCAUUUGAAAAAUCAGAUCUUGCUGAUCUGAAGAUUGCAUACUCACUCUUGUCAAUAUAUCCCCAAAAUGCAAUAUCUGAAGUAUCUGUGGAAACAAAGGGGAGGUUGGUGCAUGCCAGAGGUGCCAAGCUCUGCCCGACUUUGGGGAGGAGGCCCUUUGUGUGUGCAUGACAUCACACAUGUGACACUCUGCGAGGAGGCCCAGUGAGAUUAACCUCUGCUGUAGGUUUAGGCUAGCCAAGGUAACUCUCUCAGCCAAUGUUUCUGAUGUCUAGGGCAUCCUAGGGACAUGGUUCUACUUGUCAGACUUUUGUGCUUAUAUUCAUAUGCUGUGGUAACAUAGCAGUCAGGUAACAGCCAUAAAAUAAACAUGCUGACAUUGGCAAUGUCGCUUGCCGUGGAGACUCAAGGAUGACACAGACAGGCUGCUUUUGCUGCCUGAGUAAGCAAAGAUGCAAGACAUACCAAGGAUUUCAGACAUGAGCAGGGCCCAAGUGUAUUGCGUAGGCAGUUUUUUAAAGUCUCGGUGCAGUAAGGAAUACUAAAGGAAGAUCAAGCAGCCUACAUGCCUAUGCAAGCAGGAUGACAACAUUUAUCAAGGUUCAUGGCCAUGUGCUUGAGGUCACAAUUGAGCAACAAGCCAAAUUAACACAGACGUCAGCAAGGAGAGUUUAUGCAGACUCAUUCAGUUGUGGCAACGUUGUCCCUGCUUAUAUAUGUAACUAGAGCUUGUUUCUAAGGUGAGAGGUUAUUGUUCCUCUUCCGCAGGACUUUAGCAAGGCUAUACAUUACACAGAUAACAUGGAAAGCAGCCUGAAUAUUCUUGACUAGAUGCCUCUAUCAAGGAAAGGUGGAGCAUCUUAAUAUACUCACUUCCCCUCAUAUUCUCCUGCAUUCCUGAUGUUGCAGCUGAUGUUGAACUGUGCUUUGGGCUAGGAGUCACUGAGCUGGCUCUUUCCUUGAUUGUUAGCUCCCAUGUGAUUUGAAACAAAACUGUCCAACUGUUAACUGAACUAGAAUCAUAGAGUUGUAUAGUUAGAAUCCUGAGGCUCAUGUAGUCCAACUCCUUGCAGUGCAGGAAUAUGCAGCUGUCCCAUGUAGGGAUCAAACCUGCAACCUUGGCAUUAUCAGCACCACACUCUACCCAACUGAGCUAUCCUAGGCUAAUUGCUGGCUGGCUGGCUGGCUGGCUGGCUGCCUAAGACUAUAAACUGUAAGCUGUUCUAGUAGUUCUAUAUGACUAGAAUGGAUUGGCAGUUGUAGCUUCCAUUCAGGGGCAUUGUUGACUCAAGUCAUUUAAGUACUUAGCAUCCUCCCUGUUUUGGCUGGUAUCUCAAAUCACCUGGCAAUCCUACACAAAUCGGAAUGAUGAUACAAUUCAUCUGCAAAAAGCUCUCCAAUCCUCCUGAGGGCUUAUUCAGCACAUGAACUGACUUGAUACUGAAUUCUAGUAUCCCAGUCAGAAAUCUUUCCAGCGUAAUUCUGAUGAACAAAGAGGCAAUCUAGAAUUUCCUCAGCCAGGAAUAAUUAACAACAGUCUGUUUUAUUGAUUAGGAAAAUGGAACUGUGAAGAAGAUCAUCAGCCAGAUGACGCAGAAUCUACUGAUGACUCUUGCGGCACGCAAUCAGUACCAGGAGAUCAGAGAGAAGUUCCGCCAACCCGUGACUGACAAAGGCACAAUCCUUAAAACAAAGCCUCAGUCGUCACAGAAGGACAUACUGAGUGUUUGCUGUGACCCACUUGUCCUUGCGCAGCAACUCACACACAUUGAGCUGGUGAGUUCCUUUAUCUUCCAUCUACUUGAAGGUUUAGCAGGGCCAGGGCAAGCUGUUCUCCAGCCGAGCUGAAGGUUUCUCAAACCUUCAAGCUGUAACUCAGCCGAACUCCAGCAAGCUGAGUUACAGCUUGAAGGUUUGAGAAAAGUGGCUUCUAGAUAUAAGAGAGACUGAAGGAAGAAGGGAGCCUGGCAGUUACAGAGACAAUGAACUCACUUGAGUUGGAGAGAGAAAAGACCACUUGCGACUGAUCACUUUCUCACUCCUGCAACCUCUUUUAGGAGAUUCAUUGCAUUAUCAAACUCUUGUUCCUGACUUGGAAUAUCUCAAGGGGGAAAAGGGAGGGGGAAGAGGAGUCACAGUCAACGUCAGAAGCUCACUGUCUUCUAAAUUGUUCAAAUGAGUACUUCAGCCACUCAAUCCAUCCCUACAUGCUACCAGGACUGGUUUCAAAUGUCAUCUCAGAGCAAGGCUAACACACCCAGAGCCUGGGAGAGACAAAUGAAAGCAGAAAUCUUUCCCAAGGACCACCUCUCUUAAAGGUCCAACCACAUAUCUGCAUUACUGUUCCCUGGUUCCCUGACCUGGAGUAAGGGAUGCCAAAUAUUAACCUGGAAGCUCUGCUGGUGAAUAUGCAGCUGUGAAACCACCUGCCCCACUACAUCAAUGGUUAUUUUGCCCACCAUCACUCCUCUCUGCUGUGCUGGGCAGCUAGAAUCUGCUUGCUAGAGCAGAGAAGGAAAAAAGGGUGGAGAAAGGACCAAUGGAGCAGCAGGGUGGGAAGACACUCUGCCACAUGUCUUCUCACUGCUCUACGCCCUUACAGAACCUCCUGGUUAGCAACAAGCAAUCCAAGCUGAUGCAUUUCAAAAAUUCAUUCCUGCACUUUCCAUAAGCGCCAACUUACACUGCAUACGCACAAUGCAUUUAAAGCUUGUGGUCCCCCAAAAGGAAUCCUGAGAACAGUCAUUUAAAGGUGCUGGGAAUGGUAGUUCUGUGAGGGGCAAACUACAGAUCCUGGGGUCUUUGGAGGGCAAGCAGUGUGCUUUAAAUGGAUAUUCACAGCCUUAGGCACAACUAGAAUCUGGUCAGGCAGUACUGAAAAAUCUAGACAAAGAAAGGGGUAGCAAGAGAGAAAGCAAACUCUUAAGUAUGCGUGCGACUCUGUGAAGCAGCACAAGGUGUGUCUUUUACAGGACCCAAAGCCUAUUCUGUUAAACAGAUGUCAAUUAAGAUCUGGCCCGACAGGGCUGGCUGGCUGUCAAUCCACAGCUCUCUGUUCCUCAUAUGUGUGCUUGCAAAAUUGACGGCCUUUGCUAUCUUGCUGUAUCUAGGAGAGGGUGAGCAACAUUUACCCCGAGGACCUCAUGCAAAUAGUCAGCCACGUGGACUCCCUGGAUAAUCACAAGGUGCGUACAAAGUGUGAACGCAGUGGCAAUUUGAAACAGGGCUACAGGUAACAUUGUGUGCAUGGCUUAUAAAGGUGUUUAAAAUUAAAGGCAAACUUAGCUUGUUUCUGUAACAGUUUAAGUGUUAUAGUUUUCCCCAAAGAAUCUUGAGCAUUGUAGCUUGGUAAGGGCACGGUAUGGGUUAGGAUUAAGAUCCUUGGCCAGAAAUCCCUAGUCUACUAUCUCCCACCCAGAACUACAGUUUCCAGGAUUUCCUCAAGAAAGAGGAUGACUGUUACAGCAGACUAAAUCCAUAGCACGGUGCCCUCUAGAUAUUUUGGACCACAACUCCCAUCAAUCACAGUCCUGUGGUGACUGGAGCUGAUGCGAAUUUUGGUACACAACAACUGGUGUAGACAUUCCAUCAAUAGCUCCCUAUGUUCCUAUGGCACAUACCAAGUUUUUGUACACCCGAGAAUCGAAUGUGAAGAAAUAGGAAAAUUAUCACCUUCAGUAUUUAGCUAGUUUCUUGAACUAUCAAACCAUCAAGCUGCACUUGGAUAUGGGAGAAUAAAGAGGGGUGUACUCUAAGAGAGGGAUAGCCAAUGUGGUGCCAUUCAGAUGUUGCUGAACUCUCAACUCUCAGCAACCUUGGUAAAUGUUCAGGGAUUGUGAGAGCUGAAGUCCAAUAUCAUCUGUAAGGACCAUAGAGCUCUGCUCUAAUAGGACAAGUCCUGUUAAAUAAGCUGAAUGCACUGAUUUCUUUGCUGGCUGAGGCUUUCAGUACAUUUUAAUAUAUUGUGCAUACAUAUAGCAUGACAGACGAAGGAGGCCUUUUUUGUUCAUGCUUUAUGAGACUUAAGCAUUGAGGAUAAACAAACAAAUUGCUGGAUAAGACAAUAGCCCCUAUCACUGCCCCCAUCCCCUUUGUCUCUUAGGUGCCCUGUGGAUUUUAUUCGGGUAGGAGGGAGAGAGAUCCCUAUUUGUGAGCUGCCACCUACACAGCUGGGAGAACAUGUAAAGAGCACCUUAUGUAGCAGUUCUUUUCUGCAAGUUAGCAAUUAUGGAAUUCAGAGAUCAAGGAAGUCUGCAGGGAUAUUGUACAAGACUGGGAUCUGUCUAGACACAACAACAAGAAAAGAUUAAAUAUCAUAAUUCACACUAGUACUUAUUAUUUUGAGCCUCUUUCCUUAAAGUCCCCAGGUAGCAAAGUGUCAUAUGUUGUUAUAUUUUUUUCAACCUUCCUUCAAGGUUAAAAGCAAUUUGAAGUUUCUCAGUUACAUACAGUGAGUUGAGUACGCCCACCUUAGCUAUUGUUCCCUACUAGCAUAUAAUGUUACUGAACAUGCACUCAUCUCUUAAAUAUGACAAAAUGGGUUUGGACAGUGUAUUUCCCCCCCCCCCCGCUUGUCAUUUCUAAACACUUAUUGAAGACAAUAUGCAAAUCCUUACUAUUUUCACAAACACCCCAGGAGGAAAGCACGAGAAAUAUACACCCCUUUCUCUCUGAAUGCUCUAAGUGGUUUCCCAGACAGCUGUCCAGACCAAAAAUUCAGAAUAUAAAAGAGAACCAAAAUUCUUAUUUUUAAUGGUGCACUUAUAGCCAAAACAAUUGGCCAUAUUUGGGGUGUUCCCCUUCCACAAUUAUAAUUGUGCAAGGGAGGAAACAACAGGGCCAUGCUUCAUGGCCUCACCCCUUCCUUAGGGGGUGUUGUCAUUGCCCAGACUGUGAAUCUCACACAUUUGUACAAUGUGGCUGCCCACUUGUGGAAUGUUCUCCCCGGGAAGUCUCGCCUGGCACCCUCAUUACAUAUCCAACACCACAUGGAUACCACAUGGGAUGGGGGAGUUUGUUUGCCCCAUGUUGCCGUUGAAUCGCAGCCUGGAGAGUGUGUCUGUCUUUGAAGCAUGCAAGCUGAAGUCACUUGUGUGGAGAUGCAUGGGUGUCACUGGAAACAACCAUUUUUUUGCAAGCGCUUCGUACAGGCAUAAUUUACAACCUUUCUUUUGCAGUGCCGAGGCGACGUUACUAAGACUUACACUCUGGAGGCAUACGACAACUGGUUUAAUUGCCUCAGCAUGUUGGUGGCGACGGAGAUUUGUAAGGCAAGUACUGACAAGGGAAAUGUGCCAGCUACUCUUCCUUCACUCUCGCAGUUUUUGGCCCAACUCAUUCCAAACUGCCUUGGCUGAAACUCUGUGUAUCUUGGCCACCUCCCACCAAGUAACAUCUCCUCUGGCUCAGGAUGCAUAUGAAUGCACCCGCCCAUGCAAAAAUGCAAUCCUUUACAGAAUAUUUGCUGGCACUUGAAGUCAGCUUCCAUUUGUAUUUUUUGCACCCAUUCUCAUCCUGUUCUGAUUUGACUCACGCUGCGUAGCAAAAGCCCAAUUCAUACAUUCCCCAAGCAGCAUUACUGCUGCUUCACCUGGCUCCAUCCCAUGCGACGCUAAUACUGUAGGAUGUAGUGAUAUCCCAGGAGGCUCCUUCAUCACUGUACUUCCCCUUGAGUUCUAGCAGAUGUGGCACUGCAAAGUCCCCUGUGACUUUCGCCUCCAACACAAUUCAGUGUGUCAUAUAUUUCUGGAACUUUAUGGGAUGGGGGCUGUGGGAAACAGCAACCAUGUUGCUCUGGAAAUGUAUGAACUGAACCACAGCGAGGGAACAGGAAUGGGUUUGGUCAUAUGAAUACACAUCAUGCCUUGUGACGUGGGUGGCACUGUUGUCUAAACCACUGAGCCUCUUGGGCUUGCCCUGCAGAAGGUCGAUAGUUCGAAUCCCUGCGACAGAGUGAGCUCCCAUUGCUCUGUCCCAGCUUCUGCCAACCUAGCAGUUUGAAAGCAUGCCAGUGCAAGUAGAUAAAUAGGUACCGCUGUGGCAGGAAGGUAAACGGUGUUUCUGUGCGCUCUGGCUUCUGUCACAAUGUUCCGUUGCACCAGAAGCGGUUUAGUCAUGCUGGCCACAUGACCCGGAAAGCUGUCUGUGGAAAAACGCUGGCUUCCUCAGCCUGAAAGUGAGAUGAGUGCCGCAACCCCAUAAUCACCUUUGACUGAGCUUAACCGUCCAGGGUCCUUUACCUUUACCUUUUUACCUUUUACAUCAUGCCUUGUAACAAACAGUACACCUUCGCUUUAGAAUGAACAGUGUGUAGGUGUGGAAAUGCAAUAGUCUUUGUGGCUUCCAAGAUGCAAGCUUCGCUUGAUCUGCUUACAGUGCCAAACUAAAACAUACAGCAUGUGCCUCUUUCUCAAACUCCAUAUAAUAAAAAGGAAGGGAGAAUUGUGUGCCUGUGACAUGAAAGUAUCUAGAGGUACUUAGAACAACCAUUAGUGACUGAGAGCUGAACCACUUUCUUAGAGUUUGUGAAAACCCAGUAUAGAGAAUAUGUAGGCUUACCUCAACAGAAGUGUCUUCUCUGUAUGCAAACAGGUGGACACCAACCGCACAUAGGAUUCGUAACAUGUCAGAGUCUGACCGGAAGAUGGAAAUGUAUCCCAAAACAUCAUCUUCCAGACGUACGAAAUCAGUAUGGUAGUGAAAAACUUACAGUGAUAAAUUUUAGAGUGCAUUUUUCCAAAAUUCUUAGAGUCAUGUGGCAGAAUCAUGUGGUUGCAUCCUUCCUGGAUUAUAUCACUUUAGAUUGCAGAUAGGCAAUGAGAUUUUUGGAUGCUCCACCAUGUCAGUUAAUUUUCUGCAUGUAAAAUCUUGCACGCUGGGAGAAAGGUUCUAGCAUAGCCUCUCCCUACAUGAGAUUCCCUACAAGAAAAACAUUUGUUAGCCCUCGGAAACAAAACUUGAAAAAAUAAUGCACAAAGCGAGCAUUGAUCCACUAUCAACAAGGCUAGUGAACAGUGACUGAUAAUUGUACCAAACCCAUUAAUUCUCAGAAGCUAAUUACAAACAGCACAGGCAAAAAUGCAACUCAGCAACACGUCAUGUGGGAAGCAAAUGUGUUUUUUAAAAAACAUGGGGCAGUCAUUUGGACAAAGCUAAGAAUUUUAAAACCCUUUGUUUUCAGGGGGAGAGAUUUAAGUGCACGCCUAAGUCUCCCACUUUAAAUGAAAAAUGUAAAGAUAUUUUUUCCCACUGUGGCAAACUGCAGUGGUGGCACCAGGAUUCUCCUGGGAAAAUGCUUCACUCGGGGAGGGAGGGGGACACCUUGGACCUUCCUUGCAGUGAAGGAGAAGAAGGUGCAUGGGGUGGAAGACAUGUUCACUUUGCUAGGUGGUAGCAUCAGGACUAGCAGCCAAUAAUGAGGUGAGCGGGGGUGAGGGGCCAGCAAUUUUUCGCUGCCUUGUCUGAGACCAUUUUCUUGCUCUGCCUUAAUAAUUGUGCAAAUGCUGUUGAUUAGUCUCAUUUCCCUGCAGAUUUGAAGUGAGCUCAGGAUAUCUUAUCAACAGUAACGUUAAAAAAAGCUGGAUUAUAAAUCCUCAGUGCUAUAGUGAAGCAAACCCCCUGCUUCCACCCUACCGAAGCACACCUCCCCUGGAUGGAAUAUUUCCUAUUUUCUACAUUUGAGGACAGGAUGUUUUAAAUGUAUUUGGUAUUCCAGUCACCAAAAUCAUUCUUUCUUUGCUUGACAAAAUUUCCCCAAUGCCUAGUUUCUUCCUUACCUAAGGCUACAGGAUUCCAGCAUCCAUGGACAUACAAAGUUUUCAUGAUCUUCCAAAGAUAAUGGCUCUUUAAACAAAACAGGGAUCUUAGAUCACUAUCACAAAGGCUUACUCUAAAAAAGGGGGGGGAGGUGACUCAAAUCAGGAUAGAAGCAUCAACACCUUUUCCACUGAAAUACUCUUCCUCAAAGCCUUUUUUUAAAAAAAAAAAUGUUGUUUGCUUGCGGGAUUGCCAUGCCUCCAUUGAGUAAAUGCUACCCCACUUCUCCCAUUCAAGGUUUGCAUUUAAAAUUUCAGGUUGUGAAGAAAAAGCAGCGGACAAGAAUAGUGGAAUUUUUCAUUGAUGUGGCAAGAGAGUGCUUCAACAUUGGAAACUUUAAUUCCAUGAUGGCCAUUAUCUGUGAGUACUCUUCCGCAAGGCACCUGUGGGCAGUGUGUGUGACAGCGUCAGUAGAAUGAUGGUGUUUGAGUAGAUGCAGCGUCCCGCUGAGAGUGCUGCACUCUGGAUGACAAAUGGGCAUCAAAGAUAUUACCAAGUGAGUGUCUCCAAAUAAUUAACUGGUAAGCAGUGGGAGAUCAAAAGAAGAGACAGGGGAAAGACAGGUAAAAGUAGUCUGCGCUUGCCAAAGAGAUGAGCCACACAAGACGUUUUCAUGCGUUGCAGAAUGGCAAAUCAGAGUUUGAUGCUCAAAGCAUAUUUGACAGAGAGGUACAACCAAUCCUGGCUCCCUGGUGCGAGUGAGUCAGUGCAUGUUUGCACAAGACAAGUGUGCCUCUUCUUGUCUACGUAAUCUAGUGCACACUUAGAAUAUUUGAGGUGUAUGCCUAAUGUAUAAAUUGUCCUGAUUACAUUAAAGGACACUUGGGGGGGGGGGAUAAUCAGAGAUUAUCCAAAUCCUGAAAAUGCAAACUUCUCCCAGCUUCAAAACUUUGGCACAGAUGUAACAAAAGUGACCAAAAGUAGACACAGAAUUGUUUUCUCAAUAGCAAAAUUUCCCUCCAUCCUGCGUUAAAACAUGCUUAAGGUACGCAACAGCCGUCUUAAUUGGGAUUAAGCUAAGAAGAAUUCCUGUCCUAGACUCAAAACUGGCAUUGUCACCUGAAGAGGAAACACACAUAGAUGAAGGCUGUAGAGACACAUUGUCAGCCCCACUGGCAGGUGUCACAUGACUGCUCCAGCCCCACCUUGCUUUAAAGUACACUUUUGCAGCCAGCAGCCUUCUGUAUUCAUGGAGGUUCCCUGUGUGAGUUAGGCUUUUGGAAGAUCGGGGUUUCCACCCACUGCAGAAGUACACUUUAAACAUGCAAAUGGGCUGGCAGCCCCAGUUAAGAGAGCUGCAACCCCAACUUACAGAUGUUCCCUCUUCAGGGAAGGGGGCUUAAGAAUCCUGGUUAAGUGGGAUGCCAGGUCAGUGCUGGUGCCAGUGCAGUGCUUAACCAUAGACAGGGUGGCUAAGGAGGGAUGCAGUCUGGAGAGGAGAGGAACAAGUGAGAAGGAGCAUGUGAUCCCAUGGCCUGUUUCUGAUCUUUGUUACAUCUGCACUACACUCCUUUGACACAACUGCCUGCAGAAGUAGUGAUUUGCAGUACAUAGCACCAACAAUGCUGCUGGAAGCAUCCUGACAGACAUGCAGGGAUGUUUUCAAUGAUUUGCUGAAAAUUUUCCAUUUGUUUUUUUCUUUCUCUAUUUAGCGGGUAUGAACUUGAGUCCUGUUGCCCGGCUAAAGAAAACUUGGUCCAAAGUCAAAACAGCCAAAUUUGAUGUGUUAGAGGUAAUUACAUCAUCAUCAUUUAUACACUGCUUUGUCCCAAGUAGUUCACAACACAACAGCAAAAAUCUGCAUCAUUGCAUUAUUAGAACAGCCCAGAACAAUUGAUUUUAAAGCGUGAUAGUAUUAUCAAAAUGAAUGGUUUGGAUUUUCCUAACAUUAUAGCACCAUAAACGGUUCAUGCUUUGCCAUGUACUGCCAGAAAUGUACAGCUACAACAUGCCAUGUAUUUCUUCCUUUUAAAAAAGUAUUUAAAACUGUGUUUAGUAAUUGUUCUCUGCCCAUAGCCAGAUAGUAUGAAUGAAGCUCAAAAGGUACACUAUAAGAAGCUGAGUGAGAAACAACAAAGAUAGCAUGAUCUGUCAAAAGCCAUUGAAUUUCUUCACAAACUUUAAUUCAGUUUCAGUAGAAAAUAAUAUUUAAAAGUUCUCCAGUGCUCAUCAGACAUCUGCAGCUUUGCCCACACUGGGCUGGAACACUGCAGAGAAGGAAUACAUUGGUUCAUCUUACUGAGCAAUUGGGCAGAAUAGUGCCUGUGCAUCUUUAGUCCAUAAGUAAAAGAUCCUUCUUAAAAACGGGAGCUGAACUUUCAGAGAAAGGACCUGAAAUAUCCCUAAUUGUGGCCGGUGCCCCCUCCUCCACCUCAGUCCCUGUGGUAUCAGCCCUGAUUAAACCCAAGUGAUUCUCCUUUUGCCUUCAUGAUGUAUAUUCAUCUCCAAUUUAAGUCUGCCAUCUGGUGGAGAGUGAUGAUCAAUAUUUAACCAGAGUAAUCCCUGCCACAAACCUCUCGUUAUUUUUUAAAUCGUUUGAAAACAAGCACAGCUGGGGAAGAGAGAAAGCAAGGAGGGUGAAAUGGUUUGGAAUAUUUGAAAGAUAUUGUUGGGGGCUUGUCCUGAAUCACUGGAAAUUUCACUAAUAUUCUGCCACUCUGGCCCUAAGUAAACCUUUGCAACAAAAACCAGUUGGUGAAAGAAGCAGAUCCCACUUUCAAACAAUAAAAUAUCAAAGCGGGAACAAAAAUUGAACACGUGAUGUUUCUCUCCAAAGGCAAUAUGUAGUAAUGCCUGAUGACUUAUAUGUGUGCACCCAACAAAUCAUAGGCAGUAUCUUUCCCAUCACUCCAGCACAAGGCUUUCCAGUGGACAGAGUUCAUAUGUGCAGCUGUAGGUCUUCAGGUGUCAGGUAAUCAAGUGAUGUACAUGGAUGUGUGAACCAACCCUGAAAAUCUCUGGAUCACAAAUCCCGGGUCAAAUCCAAACCUGCCCAUGCAGCGUAUAGGCAAGCACCCAUCUCAUACAGAACUCUCCAUACUCCUUUGGUUCCUCAGAAUGCAACCUGUCUAAAGGAAUGAAAUAGCACUUCCUCCAGUCUCAAGAAGGUUCUGUGGGGAGGAUGUUUGUAAUUAUCAGAUGCUGUAAGCAAUAGGAAUAUGUCUAAAUCUUUUUUUAAAGUCUUUUAUAGGGGGGGAAACCGAUCCUGAAGGAGAAGGAACAACUCACCCCCAUCCUGAUCACUAUAAAGCAAAUUUUGUAAGCCUUUGUACUCAGAGGAAUUCUAACAAAUUCUCUUUUUGAUCCAAACAGCAUCACAUGGACCCAUCCAGCAACUUUUGCAAUUACCGAACAGCCCUUCAAGGAGCAGCACAGAGAUCCCAGACAGCACACAGCAGCAGGGAGAAAAUAGUCAUCCCCGUUUUCAACCUCUUCAUUAAAGAUAUCUACUUUCUGCAUAAAAUACACACCAACCACUUGCCCAACGGACAGAUCAACUUCAAGGUACAGCUUGUUUUGCAGGCAGUGAAUGAAGCAGUUGCACAGUGAGUGCUGCAGGCAGACAAAACAUCCAAGCAAAAGAACAGAAGGCCAUAUGUAGUCAGUGAGGCUUGCCACCUGGCCAUUUUUAUACUGAUCUGUUUGCGUUCUCUUCCUUCAGAAUAGGUUUGUCACAGCUUGCUCACAGCCUCACGUUCAAGCAAGAGCAAUUAACCAAUCAGGGGCAGGGUGGGGGGGAAUUGCAUUUGAAGUGAGUGCAUCUCGGCAACGACAAAAAUUUGGGUUACUUGCUAUCACAACACUGAACACAGAACCUCUGUCUCCUAUGUCCCCAUCUGUAGAAGAUGGAAGUGCUGACUGCAUAAUGGGCAGGGGAUGAAACUAUUUUACCUAGUGGUUAGAGUGCCAGAACAGGACCUGGGAGGCUUGGGUUCAAAUCCCUGCUUGGCCACAAAGCUGGUGAUGCCAGGAUUGCACAGAGGGGCUGGUUGCAUGAUCCGGUGCUUCUACAUGGGAGGAGGGAGUGAGGUGGCUGCUCCCAUGUGCACGAUUGCAGCAGCUCUAAAAAGGCCGAUUGCAGCUGUGCCAAUGAAGGUGACUGCAAAUCCAUAGGGAUGCAUCCAGUUCUGUCCUAGUGCUUGUGCAACCAAACUCCUUGGCUCUUCCUGCACAUACCUCAAACCAGCUCUGGAGGGUUUGGAGGACUCUGGAGCACUUUGGGGAAGGAAGGGUGCAUGGGCAAGGGAAGAGAAAGUUAUGUUUUGCGCAGCACUGGAUGCAGCCCAUACAGUUGACAAGCCUUUUGAUGGCCCUGUUUCCUGGGGGGGGGGGCGGGGGGCUGCACACUGUCAUCUCUAACUGUUGAACUACAGGCUUAACCAAAGUUCAGAAGGUGGCAUGAAAUAAACAAUAAUGAAAUGCUGAUUGGAAUAAUUUUAUCUCACACAGAAGUUCUGGGAAGUUUCAAGGCAAAUCCAUGACUUUAUCACAUGGAAGCAGGUGGAGUGUCCUUUUGAGAAGGACAAGAAAAUCCAGAGCUACCUGCUCACAGCACCUAUUUAUAGUGAAGAAGGUAAGAUUCUUCGGCAGCUCACGCAAAAUUUGCUCGUUUCCACAAACAGCAUGUGCAAGAGGCUCAACGGUGAAAGUGAAAAUGGGCAAAUUUGCCAACAGCUGUGGAUGUUGUUGGUGCUGAAGAGGAAGAGGAAGAGAUAUAAACUCUGCAACCGACAAGCAUAAACCACAUGGCAGUAUUCUAAGAAUCCAUUAGAGGAUUCCUUUGGCUGUUAGGGCUCCGUUUGAAAGGAUACAUACUUGCAAGGCUGCUGACAGUAAUGCAACCACAAUGUUUUAUAGGCUUAGGGUCCAAGGCGGCAGGUGUAGUUAUAACUACCCAUGCUUUACAGAAUACCACGGAGAUAAGAGGGGGGAAAUGUAUUCUAUCUUUUAUGUCUCCUAAAAUGCUAUCGUUUGACAUCAUUAUGGCUAUAAAAGGAGAAGGGCUGUAGCUCUGCUUGAGUUGCGGAAGGAACAGACAGGGGUGGGAAUGUUCCCUGUCCCAAGUUGUGGAAAGACACUGCCAGUCAAAGCAGUACUGAGCUAGGUUGGGCAAUGUUCUUACUACAUAUAAGGCCACUUCCUCUGUUCCUAUGUGAUUAAAAUCCUGUUACAUGUUCUGACUGACUUCCCGUCCUUCUCUGCCCCACCUUCCCAACCCUCAGCUUUGUUUAUUGCAUCAUUUGAAAGUGAAGGUCCAGAAAAUCAUAUGGAGAAAGACAGCUGGAAGACACUCAGGUAAUGAAACCAGUUCCUUGGUUCUUUCUCAUACUGAGAAAUGCAACCUACGCUACCAGCCUUUUUGAGCCUUCAGAAAUUUGGCAUGGGAGCUACACAUUAGGUAAAGAAAAGGUGCCGCCAAAGUUUGCCAUGCUCAUGGACUCCAUGGUGCUUGCCUCAAUUGAGAGGCGAGAAUUAGAAGGCCAUUAAUUCUUCUCUAGCUCAAAUUAAAACCAAAGCCACACAAGACUUCUUGGUCUAUUUCUGCUUUGAAGGACUACACUGAAAGCCAAAUACCCAGACCACCCAGGGGAACAUAACCCCCCAUGCAAGACAUGAUUGUACAGUAUGUGAAGGGGGGGAUGACAUUGUACAAUGCUCAUCUUUGUUGAAAAAUAGAAAGCCAACACAACCAGCAAAGGACUUCUCCCUGGUCUACUAGUUUCCUUUUUGCAGGAUGUUUUGUGUGGGUUUUUAAUAUUUAACUUGGAUAGUAUUGAGAAGUGAUAUUUUCCACCUGUUGCCUGAGGCACUACAGCCCAUCAACAUUCUGCAAUCUUAUUUUCACUUCAUUUUGCUGCAAAUUUAAAUCCAACACAGUAGAACAGCUGGCCUUCCUGGACAAAGGCUGGAUCCAAAAUCACUUUUUGGUUGAGAAAUACAGUGUAGGUGUAGUAGCUAGUAGUAGUCUAGAUUUUUUUAAUAUAAAAAACAAACAAACCAGGGAACACCAGUUCCAAUAUCAGGGGCCCGAAACCUGAUCUGUAGUCAGUUUUCAAUACAUGGUUGAGGACUGGCAAGUCAUUAUCAAAUGACUGAGAAUACUGGGGUAAACUAAGUACACAGGUAACAGAGAAAACUAGAAACCUAAUCAUCCAGCUAGGCAGUUGGAGAUCUGAAGCCAAGCUUAAUGGGGCAGCCAGACACUAAUAGCUGGGAACUUAUACCAGCCAGUAAUCUGAGCUGAUCUCAAGUAUAUUCGCAGUUGCAUCUGUUUCGCUUAAUGUAACUUAAGGUGAUAACAUUUAAGACGAUUUGCUGACGUUAUCUUUUCAUUUUUAUCUCUUCAUUUUUAGGACAACUCUGCUCAACAGAGCCUGA